GAGACACAACGUGUGGAGGAGCCGGGUGCUGGCUCGGCUGGCUUGGGUGGCUCCCGCACUCGCGAGCAGCAUCCAGUUUGCCCCCGAUCUUCUGUUCGAAAGUCGAAGAAGUCUCCGGGCGCCACAAGCACCCCUCGUGGUCAGCCAGAGCCGAAGAUGUCCCAGCAGGAUGUCAAGGCCCCUGAUCGGUUUGGCCCCGGUGAUGUUCCAAAGCCGGAGAAGUCCCAGCAUCUCAAGGCCCCUGAUCGUCCUAUCACGGGUACGGCUGAUGUUCCAAAGCCAAAGAAGUCCCAGCAUCUCAAGGCCCCUGAUCGUGUUAUCACGGGUACGGCUGAUGUUCCAGAGCCAGAGAAGUCCCAGCAGGAUCUCGAGGCCCCUGAUCGUGGUAGCACGGGUACGGGCGAUGUUCCAAAGCCGGAGAAGUCCCAGCAGGAUCUCAAGGCCCCUGAUCGUGUUGUCACGGGUACGGGCGAUGUUCCAGAGCCGGAGAAGUCCCAGAAGCAGGAUCUCAAGGCCCCUGAUCGUGGUCCCGGUGAUGUUCCAGAGCCGGAGAAGUCCCAGCAGGAUCUCAAGGCGCCUGGCCGUGGUAGCCCCGGUGAUGUUCCAGAGCCGGCAAUGACCAUGCAGGAUGGAGCUACCCCUGAGAGUCGCCCUGGCGAUGUUCCAAAGUCAGGCCCACGACACCUGGACUCGCAGAGCACGGUGGGCUGUCUUCCGGAAUCAUCCAAGGCCUCGCCGACAAGAGCAGAGAAGAUCUGUGCUAGUUUAGUGCAGGAAGGUUUGCCAGAGCCGGAAGAUGCAAGUGCAGCUAGUCAGCUGCCACCCCUCGUCGAGUAUGUCUUCGGGAAGAUGGGUGAGAAAGCUGCAGGGCUGAACGAGGUAGCGAGAGCCUCCUUGGUACUGAAGUGGACCAGGUCUGUCGGCGGCUUGACUAUGGAUCCGGCUGCAGCCUUCGCAACAGUGGACAAGAAGCAUGGCGGUCAGGCGGCUACAUUGCACAUGUCUGCUGUUGACUUCUCAAAGAAGCAGACCCUCAUGGAGACAACUUACAAGGACUUUGACAAAUACGUGAAAGUGAUAACGAGCCUCGGCGAGGCAAAACGUGCACAGCUCAAUGGGGACGACCUGGGUGGCAACUUGGCUUCUCAGUUGGACAAGAUAAAUGCUUGGGUGCAGGGCAAGCUUAAGGACAAGCAGGACAAUAUGGAGCAAGUGAAGGAUGAGCUGCAACAGGCUGAGAUGAGCUUCUCCACUGCCCUCGCGAAUCUGCUGGAAUCUGUGGAGGAUGAGCACUACAGCCGCUUCGCAAGCCAGGACACUUCGAUCACCGACGACCUGGAGGCUCAGCUCCAGGCCCUUUUGAUUCAGGCACACGGCCCCGACGGUGCCGCCGGAUGCCGAGCCAGCCCUGCACCUGGGAAUGACAGUGUUCCUCUGCUUGCAGUGAAAGACGAGGUCCCCGGCCACGAGCUCGAGCCACAGCAUUCCCUGGCGCCAGCAGGAUCCAUUCCGGUCGAAAGCAAGGCACCACCACCGGCCACCCCGAAGCCGGAGCCCGAAGACACCGAAGAGGAUGAGGCCGCUGCAAAGGAGCUCAAGCGACAGCAGCACAAUGCCCGGGUGACCUUCGAUCGGCGGAUUAAGAGUGCUGACUGUCCCCCUCAGAUCCUCGAGAAGGUCCAGUCCUUCAAGGGCCAGCCGAAUCGUCUGAAGCUCAUGCAAGCUUUGUUCCACGACUGGCACAAGAACAACGGCGACUGGACACGAACGGCUGCUUAUCAGGAGUCCGAGAGGAAGACGAGUGAGGAAUCGAAAGGAAAACAAAAAAUGAUAAGCUUCAAGGCACUCAAGGAGAAGUACGGCAAGAAGUCGGCAGAGAGGAUCCGGGACAACAAGAAGCAGCUAGAGCAGUUGCGGGACGAGAAAGUGGAUCCCCGCCCGUUCUGGUUCAAGCACCCGGACUGGGAAAUGUUCAGGUGUUUUGACUCUCUCGAGUUCGAACUCAAGGACGUCUCCUCCUCCACUGUUGGGUUCUCUAGCCGGGUCACCCUGGGAGGUGAAGCCACGUCACAGCUUGCGAGCACGAUCAAUGACAUGGCUAUGCAGCCCGGGGCAAACCGUGCGGCUUUCGGCCUCGGCAAUCCUGGUGCUCUGCAGGCAUCCCGCUCGACGGAGUCCUUGCCUGCACAGGAGCACACGAAGCAGCAGGCGAAGAAGGUCAAUGCAUUUUCCCUCACCCGCAAGCUCAACAGCAAGAUUCAGGCAAUUGCUGCAAGGCAAACAGAGAUCUUCGUUUGGUGCCGGAAGAUCGCGGAAUCCCAGGCCGAAGCCAUGUCGGAGAAGACGAAGGAGGGCUUCAACGACCAGUUGGAAGCCAAGAGGGCAGAGUUCGAUUCACUCAAGAGCAAGAUGGAGGCCCUCUACAGCAGCUGCAGCAAUGUGCAGGACAAAGACCUGACGACUGAGCAGCAAGCGGACAUAGCGACCUACUUGCAGACUGCUGAGACAUUGUCAACAGAUUUCGUUGGCUCUUUGCGGCCAAUGAAGCUGACAUUGGAACCUUGGAUUAUUUCGAUUAUGUAUAUUAUAUCCCGUGAUCUCGCGAGAGCAAGGACAUCGCCCAUGUUCAACCACUUGAUGCGAGCUGUUGGCCGUGGUGCAUCCUUUACGAGUGCCCGCGAUUCUGCACAUGCGAUGAAAGAGGAGAUGGCCAACUAUGGCAUCAAGAUGACCGGCCGGUGUGCAAAGCUGGAGGUUCCCAUCGAUAUGGUGGACGUGCCGAUCAAACCUGAGAAGGGCAAGCUGAAGAUGAUCACAAAGCCACUUGCCAUCGGAGCACGGUUCAGAUCUUCGUGUCGAGAUUGUGCCCAUAAUGGUCCCGGUUGUAAUAAUUGUCAUGGCUUCGAUUCCGGGGCAUGCAUGGUCUUCAAAUAUCCGAUUGGUGCACACUAG
This is a messenger RNA of Symbiodinium sp. CCMP2592, 2952 nucleotides long. NCBI's taxonomy places the organism in Eukaryota, Dinophyceae, Suessiales, Symbiodiniaceae. The record is from the annotation of a GenBank genome assembly.